UUCAAGCCCAAUUAGGCCCAAUCCCCAAUCGUAUCAGAUCACCUGCGGCGGCAAAUCAAAUCGACGGCGACUUCCUUUACAUUCACAUUUCCUCUUCCGUCGCGUCAAUUCGACGGUGAGCUCUUCAGACCCAGCUUGAUUGCAUGUUUAUCUAUGUGAUUUUAGAAUCAAUUUCAGCUUACUUUAGGAUUAGCGAUGAGUUGCGAUAGGAUCAGCGAAUACCAGGUUUUUUGCUAACACAAGUACUCUCAUACCUUCCGACCAAAGAUUCCGUCAAGACAAGUGUUUUAUCCAAGAGAUGGGAACUUCUCUGGCUUAGUGUUCAUGUUCUUGACUUAAAGGUCAGCGAUUUCCCUGACGAAGACUACGCGAGAUUUGUCGACAAAUUUACGGAUUUUAGUCGGAAUUCAUGAAUGCGAAUGUUCAAGAUUAAGUAUGAUGAAUACACUUACGACGAUGAUCGGUUGGCCGGAUGGGUUAGUACAGCGGUUAACCGUGGGAUUAAGCAUUUAGAUGCUAAAGGGUUUGAGACUGAUAUGUGUAUGAGAGAGUUUAUGCCUCUGGACAUUUAUAAGAGCAAUACGUUAUUGUCUUUGGUGCUUGUAACGGUCGGAAUCGUGAAUCCCGAGUUCGUUGUUUCUCUACCUUGUCUUAAGAUCUUACAUUUAGAAGACGUUUGGUAUUUUGAUGAUCCUUUGAUCAUGGAGAAGGUUAUCUCAGGUUGUCCUGUUCUUGAAGAUCUUGUUUUGAUUAGGCCUUUUGAUUUUUGUGAUGUAGACGUUCUGCAGUUUCUUCGCGUGAGGUCUCGGAGUCUUAAGAGUUUUCGUCUCACGUUUGAGUAUAGUAACGCUGGUGCAUGUUAUUCGGUUGAGAUUGAUGCUCCAAGACUCGAGUAUUUGAAUUUUAAUGAUGACAAUUCUGAUAUGGUUAUAGUCAAGAACCUGACUUCUUUGUUGAUGAUCGAUAUUGAUACUGAAUUUAAUGUUAAGUUUGGCGGUAGUCCUUUGGAACCGGGGGAUUUAAGCAAGAGAGAUACUAUCCGUGACUUUAUCACUGGUGUAUCUAGUGUUAGACAUAUGAUCAUCUCUCAGCGUACUUUAGAGGUCCUCUAUAGAUAUUCCAAACUCGGACCAAUUCCGAAAUUCGAUAACUUGUAUCGCUUACAAGCUGCGAUCUCUGGAUCCUUGUUGCAGUUGUUGCUCGUCUUUCUUGAGAGCUGUCCAAAUUUGGAAAACCUCAUCUUGCUUGUGCCCUUGCAGGACUUUGUUGUUUCGACGGAGCCUGAGCAAGCUGGACUUGACUAUGUCCCUCAAUGUUUGUUAUCAAGUCUGGAGAGUGUCGAGAUUAGAGAAUUGGUUAUAGGAGAAGAAACCGGAAUGAAAUUAGUGAAGUAUUUUCUCAAGAAUUCAGUAGUUCUCCGGAAACUCACUCUGCAUUUUAAAGAUUCUUCGAUGGCAAACCAAGAUUCAGAUAUCUUUAAGGAGCUUCAUACUUUCACAAAGCGUUCUCGGUGCUGUGAGGUCAUCAUACAUUGACAAAUGACAAUGUUUAUAGAAGACCAGUGUAGGAAUUUUUUUUUUUUGGGUGUAAAGGAACAAGCACAGGAUCAAACUCUACUUAUAGUGAACUGGUGAAGAGUUAGUCUUUUACGUGUGAUCAUUUCAACCCCACGUAUGAAACAUAGACAGUGAGUUCUAGUAUGGUUGAUGGCUGGUUUCUCCAUUUUACAUAUGAAACGCUGCUUGAUCUAUCUAACAUGUUACCUUAGCGGCCGGGGUGUUACAUUGUUCGAUAUGUUACUUGGGCUAUUGGUUUUUUUUUUUUUUUUUUACGAAAAAUGUAAAUAUCGGUAGUCAAUUUAGGUUUUAAAGAUUGGAUAACCUGUUUAAUUUGUCCAAUAAAAAUAUGGAAAUAAAAACAACUCAAACUUUAAAGUA
Messenger RNA from Camelina sativa (false flax), 1937 nucleotides. The record is from RefSeq and is a predicted model, not a curated record. Lineage: Eukaryota; Viridiplantae; Streptophyta; Magnoliopsida; Brassicales; Brassicaceae.